Messenger RNA from Otolemur garnettii (small-eared galago), 1152 nucleotides. RefSeq names its product testis expressed 13B (gene TEX13B). The record is from RefSeq and is a predicted model, not a curated record. The coding region runs from base 1 to 1152 and encodes 383 amino acids. The transcript is spliced from 2 exons. NCBI's taxonomy places the organism in Eukaryota, Metazoa, Chordata, Mammalia, Primates, Galagidae.
AUGGCCCUGAGCCCUGACGACCCCUGUGGUGGGUUCCAACACGACAGGGUGAUGGCCUUCAUCAAUGAGAAGAUGGCUGGGCACGUGAAAGGCCUUGAGUUCUACCAAAACAAUAUGGCCCUGUCCUGGGAGGAGGUAGAAGACAAGCUCAGUACCAUCCUGGAGGACAGUGAGGUGCCCAGCCAGGCCAAGGAGGCUUGCACCUGGGGCACACUGGCCCUGGGUGUGCGCUUCGCCCACAGACAGGAGCAGUUACAAGCGCGCAGGGUGCAGUGGCUCCGUGACUUCGCCAAACUGCACAAGUCGGCUGCGCAGGCCUUGGCCUCAGACCUGAGGGAGCUUACGAUACAGAAGGAGAUGGAGCACAGGGAUGCGGCCUUCCAAUUGCAGAUGGUCCAGAACAGCCUAACUGAGGUGCAGAAAGAGCGGGACCUGCUGAGGUGGAAGCUCCUCCAAGCUGAGCUAGGGUAUUCCAGACAGCAGGAGCAGGCUGUAGUUGCAGCCAGCCGGGCUGAGACCUACAGAGCAGGUGAGAAGGAAGAGGAUGCGAGAGCGUGGACCAGGGCAAUUAUUGCCGCUGCUGUUGCUGCUGGUGAUGCUGAAGGAGGAGAAGAGGAAAGGGACGCGGAGGCAGGGGCUUUCUCCACAGAGGCCCCCCAGGAGCUGGAUGGAGGCUUCCUGCAGUACCUGGGAGUUGGGGGGCAGAGGGAGGGAGAUCUCAGGUCGGUGGCAACAGCCUCGUAUCCUUUCUGUGGGAUACAGGAGCCCCAGGCCACCGCCUCACUGGAGCCCCUUCCUGUCCAGCUCCCUGCCUCAUUCACAUACUCAUACUCAUGCCCUUUGUCCUCCUUCUCAGAGGGACCCAGUCCAUCCCCACCGACAGUACCAGCCACAGUACCAAAUCCACCCCACUGGCCUCCCAACUGGGGGGCCUGUAAUACUAGCAUGUGGUCUGAUGUAGGAGAGCAGGGAACGGAUUCUGAAGAACUCCAAAGAGAGAGGAGAGACCACGAACCCCAGCAGCAGAGAAGACCUCCAAUAUUCCGCAGGCCUGGAGACUGGGACUGCCCUUGGUGUAAAGCCGUGAAUUUUUCAAGAAGGGAAAUUUGCUACCGCUGUGGGAAAGGAAUCUGGCUUCAGAGCCCUCAGUGA